UUGAAAUCCAUUCCUGGUCUAGAAGUGGACUUGCCUAAGGUAGCUGCUGCUGCUGCUGCGGACCCGCCUCAACCAACUACUGAAACGAUUGCUCCAAACAACAACAACCUGCAACUCGAUGUUGUAGAUGCAAACAUUCCACCUUCAAAAGAAGCGGACACUGAAUCGGAGACACCUGAAGAGGAAGCUAAGGUUCCAAACCCUGAAUUAGAAAAAUACUAUAAAAUGCUACGAUUUGGUGUGCCUAUGGAAGCUGUCAAAGUGGAAAUGCAAAUUGAUGGCUGUGAUCCCAAACUUCUUGAUAGCUCUUAGUGUUUGUGAUUAUUCUGUGAUGUGUGUUUCAACAGAUUUUUGGUAAUAUAUUUACGCUUUAAACCCUAUCUCGAGGACUAAAUGCAUACAGCGAUCAUGUGGUGUAUUGUUGAACGUUUUAAUUUAUCUCGGGUAUAGAAUUCUGCCUCUCUUAUUGUAAAGACUGUGAUUGACUCAUGAACAUACUGUAGUUUAUUAUAACAUAGAAUGUUAUUUAAAGUUAGAUAUAGUAGGCCACUCAAUAAAAUUUCUCAAAGCGUCUUUGUAGAAUAAUAUAAUUACUUUCAUUCUAACCUUUUAAUACUCAGUAGCCCACUAAAUAACUUUUAAGUGUUGUUCAAUAAAUUAGUUCUUCUAAUUUCUUUUUUUUUGUCAAUUAACAUUUAUGGAACAUUUGGAUUUUGAAAAAAAUUAAUAUUUCAAGGGGACGCUUUAUUGUCUUUUCUAUCGCAUUCUAAUGCGAUAAAAAUGCUAGGGUCCUUGUAACUUCAAUCGAUUCUUAACCAUUUUAAGAUGAAAAUAUUAUUUUAAAAGCAUUUAUGAAUAGUGGACAUUAACCAUAAAUCUAGUUCAACUCUAAAUAUUUAAUAGAUUAUAGAAUAUAAUUUAAAAUAAAACUAUAAUUCUCAGCGGGAUCUUCACAAUGGUCUCGAAUCCUAUUUCAAACACCAAGAGUUUCAAGAAUCUAAUAUAAUAGAUGAGUGAUGUUGCCGAGUGAUGCUGUAUGAUGAGUGACUUAAUAUUAGUAUUUUGGAGGAAUUUAUUCUCCAAAUGAUUCAUUGAAAAGUAAUCAGUAUAGUACUUGUUAAUAAACUGUCACACUAAAACGAUAAUUAAUUCCCAGGAGUGAAUAGAAGCGAAUUCAGAUUACAGACUAUCAGCCACCGUCGAAAGCAGUGUAGACGUUUUCACUUGACACAUUCACUGAUAAAGAUAAAGAGCCGAGCUACAGGAUAGAUAGCCAGAUGUUGAGUUCCAUCACUCCAUACUUUCACUCCCCUUUUUCAAUUUCUCUCCAGCUUAUUUUUACCUUAUUCCUGCCAACUUGGAGCUAGCAGCAAUAUGAAGUUUAUUCAAUCCAUAUCCUUCAGUCUUGUGAUAUUUAUAUUGCGUGCAUCGCUAUUGAAUGCACUAACCAACAGUGAGAAAAACAAACUGCUCCAAGAUUAUGACAAAUAUAAACCUCCUUUUUCAAACAAUUCAGGCUUUGCUGAGAUGAAAGUUAAUAUCCGCCUUCUCCAUCUAUUUCUUACCAUGGAUUCUGAAGAAGAAGCAUUCACCAUUACAGGAGUAUUGCAUUUUGUUUGGAAGGACAUCAGGCUGGCUUCGAAACAAAUUUUCUCAAUCAGUCUUGAUAAGAUAUGGUCUGGAGUGCCAAACAUUGCUUAUAAAGCUGGAUCGACAAUGCUAGACCUGGGAUCAGGAGAGAAAGAACGCAACCACGCAAUCGUGCUGAGUAGAGGCGUAGUGGUUGGAGCCACUGUGAUCACUUUCCGAACGGUGAAAGCAUGCCACAGUGACCUGACAGAUUGGCCUCAUGACACCAAAGUCUGCACUGUCUACUUCAUCAGCCCAGCAAUCAACGGCCCUGGAGUUCAAUAUGACCUGGUCAAUGUUUUUUAUACUGGGAAUGAACAAUCGAUAGCAGAUACCGUUGAAUGCGAAGGCUGGAGUAUCGAGAAACUUGAUUUCCAUUCAGAGAACGAUCAUACACAAAUUCUAUUGAGCUUUCAUCUGAAACGAAAUAAUGCAAAGUUAUCAAAUUAUUUUUAUAUACCGUCAAUUGUCAGUUUGAUAGUAUCGAUUUCUCUGUUCUUUCUCGAACCACAAUCAAGUGAGAGAUUUCUUCUCCUUCUAUUAAUUACUAUUAUUCACUUCUACAUUCUCAAGUCGUUGUCCGUGUUGGUGCCUCAAUAUAAUGAUCAACGACCAACAAUAGAGCUUUUCAUCAAAAUGUCAACAAUCUUGACAUUGAUUCAAACAUUUCUGGUGAUAAUCUGUCGAGCGUUGGUUGUAAUUGAAUAUAAUCCGUCGUUUCUUUCGAAAACAGUCAGCAAGGUUGUCAUGAAUCCAGUCCUCAAAACCAUAUUCUUAUUGGAAAUUGAACCAAAGGUUGCAAGUGAAUUGAUGGAGGACCAAGAUGAGGACGAAGAAAGUAUUCUUAUAGCAACGAAACAUCAAACAAAGAAAGAAUGGAAAUUGAUUUGUAGGAUCAUUCAUCAGGCGACAUUCUAUCUCACCGUUUUAUUUUCAGUGUAUUUAGUUUAUAUAGUAAUUUGAAAUGAAUCGAUGAAUAGAACAUUUUUAUUAAUUUGAACAUUACAAUAGAAAAGUGUUAAAAUAACGUUCGUCCACCCAGUUCAGUUCAUAAAUACUGAUUUUAUUCAGAUUUGAAAACUAUUAAGUGAUAACUUGAUGAACGCCCUCCAGCAAUAAAUUAUUCUAUUGUACUAAAGAAAAGUGAAGGUGACAUUGAAGAUGAGAUUAGAUAACAUGUGAUGAUCCACGAUGUUUUAUCAUAUACACGAUUUGAUAGUUUUUUCUUAUAAAAAUGUAUAGAAUAUUCUUAUUGGAGUUUGAGUGUGAAAACAUACAAUUCAAUUUGUAUUUUCUAAUAGGGAUAUUUCAUCCCCAAGUAAAUUUCUCACGUCUAAAACUG
This is a messenger RNA of Nilaparvata lugens (brown planthopper), 2971 nucleotides long. Its product is annotated as WASH complex subunit 3. Gene Ontology annotation, biological process: nervous system process; exocytosis; actin filament polymerization. Bases 1375 to 2592 code for a protein of 405 amino acids. NCBI's taxonomy places the organism in Eukaryota, Metazoa, Arthropoda, Insecta, Hemiptera, Delphacidae. The record is from RefSeq and is a predicted model, not a curated record. Gene Ontology annotation, molecular function: extracellular ligand-gated monoatomic ion channel activity; neurotransmitter receptor activity; transmembrane signaling receptor activity. The transcript is spliced from 10 exons. Gene Ontology annotation, cellular component: neuron projection; synapse; WASH complex.